UCUCUCCUGGAUCCCAAUAAUCUUGCGCUGGCAUGCGAUAGAAGUGGAAAUUUGGGUUUGGAUAAUAAAUGUGACCCCCAUGGAAGAGGGAAGAGAAACCUAACCUCGUGAGUACCUGUUCGAGUAUUCAAGAAUGGGCGAAUCAUUGACGUCACGGCUGCACAAACUUAUUUGGGUACCUAAACAUUUGCUUGGAAUAACAAGGGGAUAGUACAAGACGUUCGGGACUUUUUCUGCGCGUGGUCCUGUUGGAGCAGUACUAUACCUCUCAUCGCUGGGGAAAGGAGGAUAUGCGAACAAGACCGUUGGCGACUAUGUCAACAGUGUUGCUAUCAAUAGCUAAAAACUGUAUUGUUACCACUAGACUGCAAUACAAUGUUGAUUGCUAGCCCGCAGUAAGUAGUAUGAAAGAAAACAUGAUGGUAGGGCUUUCGUCUAACUAGCUAGAACGCUAGUUUAUACCAAACAAUGAAAUUGCUAGCGCGAGCUAGUAAACGCGAGCAAACUUAGCCCGGUUAAACUGUAAUGUUUUGACAUAAAGCAAACUCACCAGCAGUUAAAUUAAGUAGUUAACGUCAUUGCUUCCUUUUGAGGAUUAACGUUACGUUGUGGACUUUCCGAUUUGGACACAGUUUCUACUUGGAAGUUAUUGGAAAGGUGAUUCUAGUAUGCAGACCGACUUAGUCACAGGCGACGUGGAUUCUCUUCAUGGUGGACUUAUUUCCUUGGAUCCAGUGGUGGACCGAAUCCUGCGGGAUUCUUUAUGUCAGCAACAAGGAUGGGUGCGCGUAUAUGAUGUGAAGGGACCACCCACACACCGCUUUUCCUGCGGCCAGUCACCCUACUCCGAGACCAGUAUGUGGGAGAGGAAGUACUGCAUCCUGACUGAUAGCCAGCUCAUCCUGCUCAACAAGGAGGAAGAGAUGCCAGGUGAGGUGGUUGAUGGUCCUACAGAGUCAUCGAAGGGCAGGAGCCUGCGUAGGACAGUCAGUGUCCCUUCAGAGGGACAGUUCCCUGAGUUCCAGGCAGAGGGCGCCUCCAUGCUAGAAGUGUCUGCUGAGAGGUCCCCCAGAAGGCGGAGUAUCUCAGGCCUGGGGAGUUCAGAGAAGAACAUAUCCCUGGACGUACCCAACACAUCCCCCUUCAAAGUACCGGGGUUUUUCAGCAAACGACUGAAGGGAUCCGUAAAGCGGACGAAGAGUCAGACCAAACUGGACCGCAACACCAGCUUCAAACUGCCCUCCCUGAGACCUCCAGAAAAUGACAGAUCCCGAGGGCUGCCUAAGUUAAAGGAGUCGUUUUCUGACGAGUCCCUGCUCAGUCCGGGAAGUGCAGUAGAAGCCCUGGACCUGGGAAUGGAGGAAGAUGUUUACGUCAAGCCUCUCCACAGUAGCAUACUGGGACAGGAAUUCUGCUUCGAGGUGACCUACUCAGGAGGCAGUAAGUGUUUCAGCUGCUCCUCAGCCUCAGAGAGAGACAAAUGGAUGGAGAACCUGAGGAGGACGGUCCAGCCAAACAAGGACAACUGCCGACGAGCAGAGAACGUCCUCCGGCUAUGGAUCAUCGAGGCCAAGGACCUGCCUCCAAAGAAGAAGUAUUUCUGUGAACUGUGCCUGGAUGACAUUUUAUAUGCCCGCACCACCAGCAAGACCCGGGCUGACUGCCUGUUCUGGGGGGAACACUUUGAGUUCUACAGCCUGCCGUCUGUCCGUAGCAUCACCGUGCACAUCUACAAGGACGUGGACAAGAAGAAGAAGAAAGACAAGAACAACUAUGUGGGCCUGGUCAACAUCCCCAUCGGGGGGGUGACGGGGAGGCAGUUUGUGGAGAAGUGGUACCCUGUCAGCACCCCCACCACCAGCAAGGGCAAAGGAGGAGGGCCGUCGAUCCGGAUCAAGUCCCGCUUCCAGACCAUCUCCAUCCUGCCAAUGGAGCAGUAUAAGGAGUUUGCGGAGUUCAUCACUAACAACUACACCAUGCUGUGUUCUGUUCUGGAGCCGGUGAUCAGUGUGAAGAACAAGGAGGAGAUGGCCUGUACCCUUGUUCAUAUCUUACAGAGCACCGGACGGGCCAAGGACUUCCUGACAGACCUGGUGAUGUCAGAGGUGGACCGGUGUGCAGACCACGAUGUCCUGAUAUUCAGAGAGAACACGCUGGCCACCAAGGCCAUAGAGGAGUUCCUCAAACUGGUGGGACAGAAGUACCUGCAUGACGCACUAGGAGAGUUUAUCAAAGCACUGUACGAGUCAGAUGAGAUCUGUGAGGUGGACCCGGGGAAGUGUUCGGCCAGUGAGCUCCCUGAGCACCAGAGCAACCUGAAGAUGUGCUGCGAGCUGGCCUUCUGCAAGAUCAUCAACUCCUACUGUGUGUUCCCGCGGGAGUUGAAGGAGGUGUUUGCAGCAUGGAAGCAGCAGUGUCUGUCCCGAGGGAACCAGGACAUCAGCAAGCGCCUCAUCAGCGCUUCCUUGUUCCUCCGCUUCCUCUGUCCCGCCAUCAUGUCACCCUCGCUCUUUAACCUCAUGCAGGAGUACCCCGAUGACCGCACCUCCCGUACCCUCACCCUCAUCGCCAAGGUCAUUCAGAACCUGGCUAACUUCGCCAAGUUUGGCAACAAAGAGGAGUACAUGGCAUUUAUGAAUGACUUCCUGGAGCAUGAGUGGGCAGGUAUGAUGCGUUUCCUCACAGAGAUCUCCAACCCAGAGACCAUCUCCAACACACCGGGAUUUGAAGGUUACAUCGACCUUGGACGGGAGCUGUCGGUCCUCCACUCACUUCUGUGGGACGUGGUGUCCCAGUUGGACAAGGGUGAAAAUUCCUUCCUGCAGGCGACUGUAGCCAAGCUGGGCCCCCUGCCUCGCAUCCUGGGGGACAUAGCCCACUCUCUGUCCAGCCCCACACCAAUCCAGCAGCAGCUCCGACGCUUCCAGGACAACAGCUCCUCACAAAAUAUCACCGGCAGCGUCUCUUCAGGCCUGCAGAGGAUAUUCGAAGAUCCGGCCGACAGCAUCAAGUCCCCAGUCCAGGAGCAUGUUAUGGACGGCCUUCACCGGGGGAAGAACCCUCUCCUGGGCCAGCAGUCGUCCGCCCACAGCAUGAGCUUCUCGGACAAGGAGGAGAGAGAGAACCUUCUGCCCAAUGGACGCAGCAUCUCCCUGGUGGACCUCCAGGACUCUCACAUGGUCCAGAGUGGCCAGGGACCCCUCCCUCUCCACGAAGCUCCACCCAGGCUGAGCAGGGUGGGCUCCCAGGUCUCUAUCGGACACCCCCACCAGGCUACCACCCCACAGUCACACCAAGCCCUACACCAGAAGCCAUCGUUACGGGACAACCUCCCCCAGAGUGCGCCGCAGGUGCGUCGGCCCCUACACCCAUCCCUCAGCCAGCAGAGGAGCCUCCAGCCUCUCUCUUUCCAGAACCCUGUCUAUCACCUUAGCAACCUGACACAACAACAACAACAACAAAACACAGCAGUACACUCCACAACACACUCGGGCCACUCCCACUCAGUGCACUCCCUUCAGCCGGGCUCCAGCUCAGAGAACCUGAGCACCGAUAGCUCCCGCAGCCACAGCAACUCGGAGGUUGAGUUCGGAGGCGGGAACCAGAGGGGGAAGGGGGGCAGGGUCCCGUCCAAUAGCAGCCUGGAGGAGUUCAGCCAGCGGAGCACGCAGAGUGAGGACUGCUCCACGCCGCGCCGCCACACCCUGCCGGACCACCAGGGAGGGGCCCACGCAGUGGCAGUGCCCAGGCAGAACAGCACGGGCACAGCCCACAUCGUGAGGGUGGAGCAGCAGAGCCGCAGUGGGGGGAGUGGUGGGGCCCGGACGCCCCACUCCCUGCCCCACAGCGCAUCUCUGCGCAGCAGCAGCUCCAUCAACACGGAGCCCAUGCCUAUCCCCAUCCAGGCCCAGCCAGGUGCAGGCACUGGAGGCCACUCACACCAGCAGUCCACCUGCUCCAUGGAGAGCCCUGUGCCCCCCGUCAGGAGCGUGGCCAAGCAGCAGACACCACACCAGGUGGCGUCGCCAGUAGAGCCAGUCACCAUGUCACCAGUAGAGAGGACAGCAGCGUGGGUGCUGAAUAACGGCCAGUACGAGGACGAGGAGGAGCAGGCGGCCCCAGCAGAUCAGAGCAGCCAGGACAGCAGGAACGCAGAGAAGUAUGAACAGGAGAUCUGCAAGCUGAAGGAGCGCCUGCGGGUGUCUAGUCUGUGUCUGGAGGAGUACGAGAGACGUCUGCUGGCCCAGGAGCAGCAGAUGCAGAAACUGCUGAGGGAGUACAAGGCCCGCCUGGAGGACAGCGAGGAGAGGCUGCGGCGGCAGCAGGAGGAGAAGGAUAAUCAGAUGAAGAGCAUCAUCUGCAGGUUAAUGGCUGUAGAGGAGGAGCUGAAGAGAGACCAUACAGAGAUGCAGGCUGUCAUAGACGCCAAGCAGAAGAUCAUUGAUGCACAGGAGAAGAGGAUAAGCUCUCUGGAUGCAGCCAACUCUCGGCUGAUGAGUGCCCUGACACAGGUGAAGGAGCGCUAUAGCAUGCAGAAUCUGCGCAACGGCCUCUCGCCAACCAACCCCACAAAACUGUCGAUCACUGAGAACGGAGAGUUUAAAAACAGCAGCUGCUGAUUGUUAGUCAGACACCAUGAUGGUGGUCACACUCUCUCUCCAUGCACACAGGCCAAGGACCUGUCUCUCUCUUGACUGUACGUACUAUACAUCUACAAGGAAUGUCUAGAUAUUAAUGUAUAUAACUUAUAUCUUGUACUGGUUGUGUACAGAGAUGAUACUGGAAAGACGGGUCAUUUGAAGACUGAAACAGGGGGAUCAACUGUUGUCAUAAAAUAGUUAAUUGGUGUUUUAUAAAUUACAUUAUUAUUCCCAUAUGCAGACAAAUGCAGUUUCUCUAAGAUAUAUAUUGAGAUGUACAUAUCAUAAAGUGGGUUUGUUUUAAAUAAAUAGCUAAAAGCACAUAGUGAGCAAUUAUAGCUCUAAAAACAUAUUGUCAUAAUAGGAGUGGAAGGGCAAAAUAAACCAAAAACAGUUUUAUGCACACUGUUAUUCAAACCCUACUUUUUUAUAUUUUUUAACUUCUGUUUAUGUUGUCUUAAACUAGGGGUUGAAUUGGUUUUGAUUAGCUGAUUUUGAGUAUAUUGACUGCUGCUUGCCCAUUAUUAGCUGAAACCAUAGGUCUUUGAGUUCAGGUUCUUAAGGCCAACUGGAUCUUCAAAAAUGAGUUGUCUCGCUCCACCACCUUGCKACAGAAUAGCAAAUUGUAUUUAUUUCUGUACCGCCUACUGUCAAGCCUUCAAGAUCCCAAAAGAAGACUCAUGACUUUGUACAAUUUCAUGUCAAUAACUACUGUUUAAAAGAGUGUUGUCCCCCCUUCCCCUCAUAUGAACUGGUUUAUGUAAAUGUUUGCAUAUCUGUCCUUGUUGAAUGUUGUGUAGAAUAAAAGCUGCCUAUAAUUUUGUGGA
Molecule: messenger RNA, 5467 nt
Organism: Salvelinus sp. IW2-2015
Lineage: Eukaryota; Metazoa; Chordata; Actinopteri; Salmoniformes; Salmonidae
Product: ras GTPase-activating protein nGAP
Biological process (GO): regulation of GTPase activity
Source: RefSeq, a predicted model, not a curated record